Molecule: messenger RNA, 1740 nt
Organism: [Torrubiella] hemipterigena
Lineage: Eukaryota; Fungi; Ascomycota; Sordariomycetes; Hypocreales; Clavicipitaceae
Source: the annotation of a GenBank genome assembly
AUGGACCCAGCGUAUUCGCUCUCGAGGGAGGAUUUAUACAACUUGCAAAUGGAAGUGAAGCAAGUUCAGUAUGCACAGACGAAUCAUGCGGAACGAAUUUCAAGACUCGAAAAACGCCAAACAGAUGAUUCUGCCAUCAAAUCAGCGUGGAAUUCUCCAUUUCCAGGAGUGUUAAGCACCACCCCGCAACAUGGGCCUGUGCAGAUACCCCAUAAUGAUGUUUUUGACGACUUAGAUGAGCAGGGAGAGGAGUUGCUAGGAUCACUUCACCUUGGUCCGGCAGAAGAAGAGCCAGUGCGCCGCGGGGCUGCAUCGCGAGCCAACAGCGUUCGGUUUGACGAGAGCGCUCUGCAUGGAUCAAGCUGGAGUGCGGCUGCGAACCAAAGCAACCGACACUCCGGUGAUUUUGGUUCUAUCAGGAGUGGAGCGGGGCUGAUGAUGGAGAGAACACUCUCACACAAGUCUGACGGUCGACACAGCUCCGCCGGGCACUCGAUACACUCACAUCACUCUGUUGCAUCUGGUCGAGCAAGUAGCGUGGGGCUAGAUGCAGACGACGAUGACGACUCGUUCGCUGUUCCGGAACCGCCAGUGUCUCUCUACGUGCUUGGCUCCGUGCCAUCCCUUACUCGAUGCUGGCUGACACUCAACUUUGCACAUGCAACUCUGUUGUAUGCGGAUAUAUGCUCCGGCGCUCAGAAGUCAACGAUUGCACAGUGGUUAUUAGAAGACCUUGCAUUGAUUGAUGACGUUGAGCGAGAUGUAGACGGCAACCCUAGAAUCAAACUCGACGUCUACUUUGCCGAAGCCGUGGUCACCCAAAGAAACAGUCAGCCCGAAAGUCCAGGCAGCUUGGUACCUUCAAUUACUGUUUUAUUUGAGGUUGUCGGAGGCAAUCCUCCCGAAGGCAAGAAACCAAUCGGUGUCUUCAUUGGUUCUGACGCACUGAGAGCUCACUCGGCGGAUAUUCUCUUUUCCCAAAAUACCAUGGCACUAUAUGGUAAUAAUCGUGAGCGCGUGCGCGUCCCGUUUGUACGCCCUGAUGAUGAGAGCAUAUUUCGACACAUCACAACUAGCAAUAAUCGACCCGAGAAGCCUAAGCUCAAUGCCAGUGCCGCCCCAUUCGUCUUUGCAGACACCAGUGCUGUGAGCGAUACAGAAGCACAGUCAGAUUCCCUUGAGCAAUCCACUGAAGAGCAUCAGGUUUCAGAGCCCAUCUCCCCAACUGCUACACAUGCACAACCGAAAAAGUCGAUACCCAUGGAAGGGACGGCUGAUACUGCUGGCACGGAGACAAUACGAAGGGCUAGCAACGAUCGCCCGCCCCGAAAGUCGGAGAUAUCGAAACGUGACGUCGCAAAUGCAAUCUGGAGUCCAUGGCGCCAAAACGGCGCGAACGGCGGCGAGCGAGAAAACGGUUCCAUUAGCGGUUACCAACCUCCAUUACCGCGUGGGCGUAACAUGAAGGUUUUGAAAACUGGAAAGUCCACGCAGGGAACCAGCAAAGGCGAGGGACGGAGAAAGAGCCAGACAAGCACUGCUGGAGAUGGCACCAAUGGCGGCAACAAGUGGGAACAGAAACGAGGGCCUAGUAUCAGCAGAGAUACGAAGCAUCGGGAGACGUCUCAGGAGACUGCGCCAGAACAACCACGUGCGUCUAAUCCAAUCGGCGGUGCCUCUGCAUUUGCGUGGAUGACACCAGGAGUUAAAGGAUCCAAAGGGGCCGCUACAAGCGAAUAG